AUGGCACUGGAACAUGGAAACCAAACUGGAAUGACACAGUUUCACUUCCAUCCUUUCUCAAUUCUGCCAGAGAUGCAGCUGCUGAUUUUCUGGGCUUUCCUGAUUUUGUUCCUGCUCAGCCUCCUUGGGAACUCUGCUGUUGUGUUCAUUGUCCACACUGAGCGGUCCCUCCACACCCCCAUGUAUUUCUUCUUAGCUAAUUUAGCAAUUCUGGAGAUUGCUUACUCUUUUGUCAUUGCACCACUCACUCUGGCCAACCUUGCAUCUGUGAGAAAAGCCUCCAUCUCCUUGGUUGGAUGUGGCACACAAAUGUUCUUCUUUAUCUUUUUGGGAGGUGCUGAUUGUGUCCUGUUGUCAGUUAUGGCAUAUGACCGAUAUGUGGCAAUCUUCUACCCACUGCGCUACACUGUCAUUAUGAACUGGACAGUUUGUGUGAGUCUUGUGGUUGGGACAUUGGCAAUGAGCUUCUUGUUUGGUGUUCAGCUCUCUGUCUUGAUAUUGCAACUUCCAUUCUGUGGCAACAAUGAGAUCAAUCAUUUUUUCUGUGACUUUCCUGCUGUCUUGAAGCUAGCAUGUAGUGAUACUCAUGCCCAUCAGGUUACCCUCUUCAUGAUCAGUGCUGUAAUACUGACCAUCCCUUUUCUCCUAAUCUGCAUAUCCUAUGCCUUCAUAGUGACGGCCAUCUUGCGCAUCCGCUCUAUUGCAGGCAGGAAACGAGCCUUUUCUACUUGCUCUUCCCACUUAAUGGUUGUCCUUUUACAAUACACUUGUGGCAGUUUAAUAUACUUACGUCCCAGCUCUAGCUACUCACCAGAGGAAGGUCGGGUGGUUUCUGUGGUCUACACUUUUAUCACUCCUGUAUUGAACCCCCUGAUCUAUAGCAUGAGGAACAAGGAGUUAAAAAAUGCAAUGAGAAGAACCUUGAGGAAAAAACUGCUUUUCCAAUGA
This is a messenger RNA of Euleptes europaea (tarantolino), 948 nucleotides long. RefSeq names its product olfactory receptor 10V1-like. The record is from RefSeq and is a predicted model, not a curated record. Gene Ontology annotation, biological process: G protein-coupled receptor signaling pathway. Gene Ontology annotation, cellular component: membrane. Gene Ontology annotation, molecular function: olfactory receptor activity; G protein-coupled receptor activity. The coding region runs from base 1 to 948 and encodes 315 amino acids. NCBI's taxonomy places the organism in Eukaryota, Metazoa, Chordata, Lepidosauria, Squamata, Sphaerodactylidae. The transcript has a single exon.